ACACAGCAGGCAGGAGCAGGCCGACACAAAAUGGAGGCUUCCGUUUAACUUUCUGUUUCUUUUUCGAUUCUCGACGCCUCUGAAGAACCGAGGGACACUGCCGAGCAGGAAGCGGUUAGCCUACAGCUCUGGUGCCAGUUUCCAACCCAUGAGACGCCCGUAUGAGAUUCAGUCACACGCUGAGUGUUUAAUAAUCGCGGAUACAGACGGAGGAGGAUCUCCGUUUGCGGGCUGCUGCUCCUGUGCUGCGCUCGCUCAGCCUGGUGGCUGUUUUAGCUGUUAGCUUAGCCGUUUGGAAAAGGCUCUUCCUGGUUGCACAACCAUAUUCUCCAUAUCCUCGAAGCUCAAGACGGACCAGUUUUUUCACUACCGUCGGGCUACAGAAAUAGAGUUUUUAUGCGGCUAGAGAAGAUCAUGUUUGCAUUGGGGUGAACGAUAGAGCGUUUUGGGCUUUGUCUUAUUGUGCGGGAGUCCAAGUUUAGUAGACAUUUCGACGAAGAAUAAUGUGAGGAAAGGAAGAUCUCGAUGAUCUGAUACCAAGAGGAAAGCAAACACCAAUGCCUCGCCUUCAUGGAGAAUGACACUACACUAGCAAAAGAAGGUCUUCUUGAGCCUGUGCUUCCAGGCUCAGAAACCUUUGACAACAGUAUUUUAGCACCACUUCAGAACAACUAUUUGUAUGAGGAGUCCAAGGAGUUUUUUACCUAUAGCUCGGCACAUUUGAUAAAUAAUGCAACUCUACAAAAACGGUAUUCUGCUUUCCGCGCUGAGAAACAGGAAAAAGGCUACUCUGAUAAGGACCUGCAGGAGUCCUUUGGCUUCUUGUUAUUUGAUGAUGAAUCCACGGCAAAUAAACUUGCGGAUACAGGCCUAAUGGUUGGGCAUGGAACGUGCACCACGCUUGGAGAUUCCUCAAAGGGUGUGUAUAUCUCAAAGUACUCUGACUGCCUUGACCUGAAGCGGUGGUACGAUGGCAAGACCGGCUACAUUGUCAUCUUAAAGUUGACUAAGGGUCGGGUCAAAGAGGUGACCGAGAAUUACACCCAGAACUUCACGCGUCCAACCGCUGGCUUUGACUGUCAUGUGUCAGAGCAGCUCAGAGCAGUAUGCACCACUACCAGCUCCUUCCUGGCCUUUGAGCGUACCCAGUAUUAUAUGUAUGAGCUCCUGGACAGAGGGAGGAAAGCUGCGCAAUGCCCGAGACACGUGUGCCCUUUCGCUAUUGUGGCAUUCUCCUACGGGAAGGCUACCAUCUCAGAUCUAGAGUUGAAGGAGAAAAGCCAGGAAAAAAAGACAUCAUUUCAUUACCAACCCUGGAGUGGCCAACUCAAGAUUGAGUCUGUUGUCUACGAUGUCGGGUUGAAGUCCAUCAAUGGAGCCAUAUUCCCAGCAAACCUUUCAAAGACAGUCAAAGUUGCCCAUGCUAUUGGAGUCUCUGAGCUGAGAAAGACACUGCCUCAAGCAGUUUUUGAAACUUCUGUUGUUGGUGAAGUCUGUCUAGAUGGCAGGAGUUUCAGUUUGUAUGAUGUAGUCUCGCUUGAAGCAAGAAAUGACCUGUCUGUUUUAACCCAGGAGUUAAAGGAGAAAGACAUGGCCCUUGUUGUAUGUUUAGAUGAUGGUGGUUUCCUGAUAUUAUUGCACUCGUCUCAUUUCCUCUCUUAUGAAGGUGCAGGGACGGACAAAGCCUCCACUCUUCAAGGAAUGUUUAUUUUCCCCGAUUCCAGAUCUGUGCCAAGAGAGACCAAGAGAGGACAUGUCAAGCCUAAGGUUUCACCAGAGACUCUUCAGGUUCUCCCAGCACUGAAUUAUGCUGAAUCAGAAAUGGAGAAGUGUCCUUCAAAUCAGCAGGGGGAGCCUCUUGGUACAGUGGAGAAGCAUCUGCAGAACUUUGCCACACUUAUUUUACCAGGUCUAUCAAGCAGCCCUGUCAGGGAAGCCAGUAUGUUUCCUGAUCAGUAUGAUGUACCUGACGGUUUCCCACUGAUUGCCCCAAAAUGGACAGAGGUGGCUGGGGCACGCUUAAAGACUUACUUGGAAAAUCCGUGUGGCUUUCAAAUUCCAGUGGCAAGGGCACUGGAGCUGCUUGCUGCUGGAAAACAGCAGCGUAAUGAUGAUCAUGACGAUGACGUCUUUUAUUAUAUAUCAUCACCUGAGGAGGCCCCUCAAACACCUGCUGACACAUCUUUGGAAAGAGAUGUGACGGAUGAAGCUGACCAUAUAAGUGGCAGCAACAGUGUGUCUGAUGAAGUGAAAGCCACUGGCCAAAAUCAGAAAGAUGUGGCUGCUGAACCUUCCCAUUCUGCUUCGCCAGAGGAAGGUGGCACACCUGGUACAGUGGUCAUGGCAACUUCUGACAGCCCUUGUGAAAGGACAGAUCCCUCACCUAAGUCAGGCGAUGUGCCUGAACGCUGUAAUAAUGCUGUUACAGACAGUGAAAAGAUGUCUCAGAGUGCCUCUGAUCAGAUUGCCCCUAAUGAUGAAUGCAGUGAAAGUCCAGAGGCGAUCUCAAAAGAAACUUCCGUUGAAACCACCAGUGUACCAUUAACAGAAAGUGGAACUGAUUUCUCAGCUGUGGCAACUAAGGCCAGUCUGCCCUGUGAGGCAGAGGCUGAGGGUGAUACUACCAAAAAAGAAGACUGCAGGUCAGAUGUUCCCCCAAAAGAUGAGGAUCAGAUACCUGUUGAGGACAAGGAGGUUCCAAAGGAAGCUGGUCUUCCAACAUCCAUUUCAGUCCCCACUCUAUCAGAGAACCAGACUGAAGCAGUAGUUGAAGAUUGUAAGAAAGUUCAGCCAGAGGAAAACAGUGACAUUCUUCCUCAGACAAAGCGUAAUAUGAAACGCUUGGCAAGACGCCGUGGAAAGAGGAAAAAGAGGGGUUUGAGACGGAAUGUUAAUAAAGGAGGUGAAACUCCAGCUUCUGUUGAAAGCACUUCUUUACCCUCUUGCUCACCUGUAGACGCUACGCCUGAACAGAGUGGUAAUAGUGAGGUGGUGUGUUCCUCAACCAGCGACCUGCCAAAAAAAGACUGGCGUUCUCUCCCACGGCGCAAGAGGUUCUGGAAUGUCGAUGUCAGUUUGAAGCGGGUGUUGAGGUCAGAUGCUAAGAGCAGUGAAACUGAAUCUUUAGUGGAGGAAAGUCCCUCCGUUACAGAGCCCAGUGUUACUGGAAUCAUUAUGACCAGCACACCAAAAAGAAAGAUGGAAGGCUUUAGCAUGAGAGAACGAUACGGCCUUAAGACAAUAAUCACAGAAUGUGGCAGGGUCUUUGUCCCCCAUGGAUCGGACGUUGCCACGGGAGACGUAAAGUCAAAAGAAACAAACGACAGUCAAGACUCUUCAUUGGUAACUACCAGUCCUGCAAGUGACAAACUAGCAGAUACACCAAUUACGCCUUCCCCAUCUACACACAUACAAGACAUUCCCAUGAAUACGCCAGUUAAAGCACUGUCUCCCCAACACAUUACUGAGAAAGACACCACUUCCCACAACAAUUCUGGCCAAUCGUUGGACUCUGAUCCCAAAAAAAGCAAACCAAAAGAGAACGUGUACAAGGCAAUAUCCAUAAGUAAGCUAAAAACAGUGCUCAAAAGAGCCAAGAGAUCUAGAGAUAAUGGAAAAUCUGCAACAGAGAAUGCAGAGCCUGAACUGAAAAAAGGCAGAUCAAACACAGAUGUGGACUUGACUCCAGACGAUGGCAAAUUGAGUCCUCGUAAAGAUACAAAAGACAAAAGCAGCAGUGUAUUACAGAAAGAUCCGGAACUGGCUGAUAAACAAGAUCCAAGCAAAAGUUCACAAUUUAAACAAAGCCAUGUAUCAUGGAGAGAACUCAAGACCUCAUCAUCCCAAGAGAAGCUGAUGCCCAAAGAAAAUGGAUGCAUCAAUUUUGACAUCUCUGCCUCUAAAGAAAUAGUUAAACAGGCUGACCAACAGCUUGUUGCUGCAUUUACUGAGGAUAGGGUAGGAGGAAAAGGUAUUAGCUCUGAUGGCAAAAGCAGUAAAGAGGCACUGGCCACUGGUGUAUCUCUGCCUUCAGACGCUCUUAAUCUCCUGGCUGACUUGGCCCUGAGUGCGAAUAGUGACAAAAUGCUGCCUUUUCAAGCAAAACCCAGACAGGAGACCCUUGUUGGAGUCAAGACUAGUAAUUCGCCGGAGUCAGUUCUUCACACUCUGUUGCGAGGCUCCUCUGCCAGAUUAAAAUUACCCCCCAAGUCCCCUUUUCCAGAGGGUCUUGUAGUGCCUGGGGAUUUGAUGUUGGAAAUAACAAAAGAGCAUUCUUACUCACAGCCCACCUCUCUGCUAUCAGGUUUAUCAGGAGUAUGCCCCCAGGCUCCCCCUCCUGCUGGAUGUGUUGAGUCUCUUCUGUCCUUGAAUCCUAAGCUUCAGCUGAAGUUACCUGAACACUCUAGUGGUGCAAUUGGUCCAGAUAAAGGAGGGAAAAAUGGAUGGAGACAUCUGUCUUUAGAUAUGCCACCCCCAUCUUCUCCGAAGGCCAAAAUGCGGAAGCCUAAAUUUCUCCACCAAAGGCGCAUCAUCGAAAGGGAGGGCUCGAUUCAAGUGGGAAGACUUUGGAGAGAAAGCUAUGACUUUACAUAUGACAGCAGGUUCACAAAUGACCGACUAGAGAAAAGUGUGACAAGAGCACUACAUGGCAAAUGGGAUUUCAGCAUCGAAGACACGUAUGAGCAAGUCCAUCUCAUCUUCCAUAUGUGGAUAGGUCUGUUUUACAGUAAACCCACAUCCAGGUUCUUUCACUUUGACCACAACUCUACCCUUCUAGAAAGAAAAGACCCUCCAAAAGUGCCAGACGUUAUCAGUCCUGUUCAAGCUUCUCCACCAGUAUCUGAUGCUGGUUUGAGUUCCAAGGAAGACGAAACUAGUCCCUUGCGCCCUGUAUCAGAUAUUUUGGACCUUUCGGUUAAAGUGCCUGGGCCUUCAGAUCACUGCAUUGUUUCGCAAGGAAGCAGUGGGGAGAGUCCCAAAACCAGUUCUGACACAGGAUCAAGAGUGGAACAGAGAGUGGAAAGUAAAGAGCCAGCCGAUGGGACCAGCUUAUCCCAUUCUUCCAAAGUUCCAACAAAAUUAAGUGCUGUGAAUUACAGAUCCACUGGGGACCACUUGGAAGAAAGUUCUGUUUCGGACCACGAUUACAGUGACAUGGACAAUGAUGCCGGCACUGAAAGCUCCUACACAAAACUCUUGGAGAACAACAGCGCAUACAGUCAUUUGUGUGAACAGGCAUCAAAUAUGUGCAUAGGUGAACAAAAAUGCUUGAAAGUGCCGAAGACUGUGCUUGUUAGCAAGGAUCAGGGUGUGCCAGAGGCACUGAGGAUCAGAAACCCUGCGAGAGUGGCCUCUGGCAAAAUCACAAACUUUGAUCCAAAAGCUGUUGCUGUUUUCCACCAGGUUGUACGGCCUGUCGGGCCUGUGAUUCUCUCAAAUGCGCGUGACCAAGCUUCUGAAAGAAAAAUCAUACUCAGUUCACUAAGCUUUAAGGACAAAACUGGAGAUGGAGCCCCAGAAUCAAGGCACAGUGAGAGUGUGUCCAGAGACAAGGGUGAAAUAGCACUGCCUGGGAAAAAUGUGCACUCUGGCAACAACAAAGAUGAGAGUGCAUUAAAAACCGUGGAAGCAAGCAGUUCUGCCAGUUCCAUGGCUGUUUGUACUGAAAAUGAUAAUGCAGAAAUGGAAGUUAAAUCUGUACUUGUUAGCAGAGAUGAGACAUCUAUUAGCAUUCAAAAAGCGAAUGACAGUACAAAGGAAAAGGUUAGUGAUGACACACUCGUGCCUGUAGACAUGCAUGGUGUUGUAGAUGUAAGUGAUAAAGCAAGGAAGGAAGUCGAGCCUAUGAGUGUUGACAAGCCUACACAUGAUAGCAGAAAUGAUGCAACUGAGAGAAUAAAUACUGAUAAGACAAAUGAGAAAGGAAGACCUGUGGCUGAAGUCAGAAGUGAGACACCUGUUGUCAGAGGUGACAUGUCUAGGCAUGACAUGAAAAAUGAGACACCUCAUGGUGUAUGUAAUAUGAGUGAUGAAAGGAUGCCAAAGGAUGGAGUUAAACCUGUGCAUGAUGUCAAUGAUGGCAAACAUGUAGAUGUACAAGAUGGAAAUGAUAAUGCAAAGGAUGGGGUAAAAACUACACGUGAUAUUGGAGAUGGUACACCUGUGAAGGAUGUGAAUGAUCAAACAAAGGAGGAAGCUAGAGCUAGUACAUCUGUGAGUGAGCGCCAUGAUGACAAGGUGGAAGACAUGGAGGUUCAUGAAGUGAUUGAUGCAGAUGACAUCAAAGAGAAUGUGCUGGAGAAGUCUGAGAAAAGUGCAUGUGAAGAAAUAACAGGUAAUGAAAGUAAUGAAAGUGAAAAAAGGGAAGGAGCACAGAUCAUGGGUGAUGAUACCAACAGUAAAAAGGACUCAGAGCAAAAAAUUGUUCAGUCUCAUGCAUCUGCUCUGGAACAAGACUUGGCAGACAGUGUAGAUAUGAAAAUAUGUGAUGAGAAGAAAUCAGAAGAUGAGACUCAGGCACAGGUGAAUGAAGUGAAUGUCUCUGGUGGUGAGGCUGGUGUGAAAGACAUUGUAAAGCCACUUGAGGGUGAAGUAAGAGCUGAGACAUCUGUAGUAAGAAAUGAUGGAGAGCACAUCAGUGAUGAUGCUCAACUAGAGGGGGCACCAGAUUCAUCUGCAGAUUGUGUGGGCUCGUCUUCACAGCAGUUCAUGAAGAUGAAAGAAGGCCAAAGUUCACCUGCUGUUGGUGCCACUUGCUCUCCAACAGAGAAUAAUAGUGAAAGCACAAUACACUCACCUGUGGUUCAGAACGAGACUCCUGUGAUCAAUCAGGCAGAACCCAAAAGAGCUUGCGCUGAUGUUUCUCCCUGCGAUGUAGUCACUAACACGGAACCAUGUGUUAUAAAUGAAUCUAGUCACUGGGACUCAACCAAAGCGGCUGAUGAUUUAGCAAUUUCAAAGGCAACACUAACCAAGGAGGUUGAUUCAAGCAAAGACAUUAAAUCGCAGGAGAAAGACACCAACCAGAAUCGCUUAACCUCCACAAUUUCCAAAGCGCCUGUUGGUAAAACCUCUGAGAUACAUCAUGAUUCUGACAGUCAGGAUAUGUCGCCACCAGCUCUGCAAAUUGAUAUGGAGCAUGAGCUCAAUAGCAGAAGUUGCACCCCUACUCAGGACGAACUGCCAUACGAUUAUAAGGCUUGUGAGGACUUAGAAGACAAUCACAGUUUUGAAAGAGAGCUCCACCCAGUAAACAGGAGCCCCACUGUUAAAGGGUCGGCACCCGACAGGUCUGUUUGCCCACUUAGCUGUCCAGAGAAGCACAUUUGUAACUCUCCAGGUCACGGAGCACAAUCUUUCCCUCAGGAUACUUGUCGGUCUGCUAGGAAGUUUGACACCACAGUAAAAGUGAAUGAUGAAAGUGAAUCACCAUUAAUCAGUGAACAUGUGCCCAAACAGAACUUGCGUCAUUUUGAGCAUGAAGACCUUACCCCACCAAGACACCUUUAUUCUAAAGAAAGUCGGCUUCAGAAGGACCAGUUUGGUCAUAUGUCUGAGGAAUAUGAGGAGCAGUCAUCAAAACUGCUUUCCUCAUGGACGCAUGGACCUAGCUUCAAAACGGAUGAACCAGAUACGCUCAGGGAACCCUUUGCAUGUGUUGAGGAUGCAGAGGGUCCUCUUAUUCACUUCAGGAACAAUACAUCUAUUCACAGAGAACUUGCACAGAUGCCAAGAGAGGCCACAGACAGUGACUCAGAUGGCUGGGUACGCCACUUUCGCUGUGCAGAUUCUGUGUCUGCUGUGGAUGAGUCGAAUGAAAGAGUUUUUCCUUUUAGACAUCAAGCAGAUUUGAGUUUAUCUGAAUCUUAUGAUACAGACGGUAUUCGUCACAGUAGAAAGAAACUCAAGAGAACCUUCUAUCAAGAUACGUGGGACCAAGAAGACUUUGAAGGAGCUACAGAGUACAGCAUAAAGAAGACCUUUUCCUGUGGUGCAGAUCGAACAAGAACAUUAAGGACAGUCACUUCUAGCUCAUAUCAGCAUAAAGGAGAAAGCAAGCAGUCUUUUGACUGGCGCAGGUAUUUCAGGAGAGAAGGAAUAUUUGAUACGAGUGAUGAGAAUGAUAGAUUUGCUCGUGAUCCACCCUCUUCUAUCAUCACCGUCUUCGAUAAGAAAGGUAACAGGGCAAUAUUUGAAAAUACGUCUACUCUAAAACGAUCAGUAGGCACACAUGGAGUGAACCUGACCGUUGAAGACCCUCUCCAUAACUGGGAAGAUCAGCGAUCGAAAUCUGACAUCACCCAGUCUUUAAUGGAACUUGAGUAUCUCAUCUUCUCAGAGAAGAUGAAUCAGAUGCUCAAAAACUGCAAGGCUGGCUCCAUAGCUAAAACACAGCACAGACCAAAUCUCAACCCAGCUGACAAUCCCAUGACCGUUCAGUUUUCCAAACUUGACGAGCAGGAAAGUUCUGUUCGAUUUGAUGAGACUUGGCCAACUCACACCAAGUUUAAGAUAAACGUGGACAUGUCUGAAAGGAAAGUCAUGAGGGAGGUCGUGAAUUAUGGUAAACCCUUGCAUCUCCGAAGUCUUUUCUGUGAAAGAGGUGAUGAGGCGGCUUGCACCAAGAUAUCGGACAUAACGAAAGAAUGUGCCAAGUCAUACAACACCAUGAUGAAUGAUGUUUGUAUUGGCAAGACCACUUUGCGUCAGCAUGACAAGACCAAAAGAAAACGGGAUGUUGAAAGUGCUGCAAGUAGCAGCAAACAGUCUGCUUUCUGUGGUCGCAUCAAAAAGGCUAUGUUCGAUAACCUACAUGAUAAUUUGAACUCUAUUGUGAGGCAAGCAUGCAAGAUCAAGUACAAGUUCUACAUCCUGGUUACAUCAGCAGACCCCUUUUUUGAGGAGACCAAGGACCUGCUGGAGGCAGAGGGACACGCAGCAGUUGAGCCUUACCAGUUUGACUUUGAUGACAAUGACCAAACUCCUCUUCUUAUUAUAUUAAGAAAUGAGGAUAUUGCAGAGCACAUAUGUGACGUUCCACAUUUGCUUGAUCUGAAGAAGUCAUCCAGAGUCCUGUUUGCAGGCAUCGACCAGCCUGAUGACGUUGUGAACCUCACGCACCAGGAACUUUUUGCCAAGGGAGGCUUUGUGGUAUUUGAUGACACUGCUUUGGACACGCUGACCUUAGAAAACAUGAAAAAGGUUGUGGGCAUUAUGGAGGAGCUUGAUAAAAAAGGGAAGUGGAAAUGGUUUCUGCACUACAGAGACAGCCGCAAGCUUCGGGAAAACGCAAGGUGCAGUCCCGAGGCACAGACGAGGAAGCACUUCAUGGACUGCUGCCAGGAAGCUGGGAUAGUGGAGGUCCUGCCCUACCAUGAGUGUGAUGUCAUUUCACGAGACAGACCAGACUACCUUCGCUGUCUAGUUCGUCUCCAGAUCCAGAACGCCUCUGCACGGUUCCCUGUUUUCAUUACAGAUACACCGGCUGAGUCUUUUGGGAAAAAUGGGAUUUUAACUAUGAAUAUUUACACAUUCUCAAGGAUUCUUUCAAAUGACACAUGUUCCGUUUCAUAACUUACUCACUAAAAACAGCCGUUUGGCUUCGUUUUUUUUUCUUACAGAAUCUGGCUACUUGCCUUUUGGCGAGCGUCCCCUUGUUCAUAGUUGUAAGUUAUUUUGCUUUGUACAUGCUAAACUUGUAAACUUGUAGUGACGACAUAUGUAAAAUGUUUGAUAUGUAUUCAGUUUUAAAUACUGUAAAAAAAUGCCAGUGGUAUUUUAGUGCAUUUCAGUUUGUUUUCAUAUGGUUUUAUAAAUCAUAUUGACCCAUUCUAAUUUUAAUAAAAUACUCAAGAAGG
Messenger RNA from Colossoma macropomum (tambaqui), 9857 nucleotides. It is a transcript of the gene tasor2, whose product is annotated as transcription activation suppressor family member 2. The record is from RefSeq and is a predicted model, not a curated record. Lineage: Eukaryota; Metazoa; Chordata; Actinopteri; Characiformes; Serrasalmidae. The transcript has 22 exons. Gene Ontology annotation, biological process: negative regulation of gene expression, epigenetic. Gene Ontology annotation, cellular component: nucleoplasm. The coding region runs from base 571 to 9573 and encodes 3000 amino acids.